GGAGGCGCGGGAGGUGCCGGUGAGCGCCGUGAUGGCUCCGAGCGCGGAAGGCGGGCAGGGCACGCUGGGGCGCGGGGUCCGGAAGGGCGUCCGGGCCGUGCUUCUGGGGCCGCCCGGCGCGGGGAAGGGCACUCAGGCUCCCCGGCUCGCUGAAACCUACUGUGUGUGCCACCUGGCCACAGGAGACAUGUUGAGGGCGAUGGUGGCUUCUGGCUCAGAACUGGGGAAAAGGCUGAAGGAGACAAUGGAUGCUGGGAAGCUGGUGAGUGAUGAGAUGGUGAUGGAGCUGAUUGAGAAAAACCUGGAGACACCCCUCUGCAAAAAUGGCUUCCUCUUGGAUGGGUUCCCUCGUACUGUGCGACAAGCAGAGAUGCUGGAUGAGCUCAUGGUAAAGAGGAAAGAGAAACUAGAUUCAGUCAUCGAAUUCAGCAUCGUGGACUCCUUACUCAUCCGAAGAAUCACUGGACGGCUAAUCCACCCAGGAAGUGGCCGCUCAUACCAUGAGGAAUUCAACCCUCCCAAGGUCCAUAUGAAGGAUGAUGUCACAGGGGAAUCUCUGAUCCGCCGGUCAGAUGACAACGAAGCAGCGCUGAAAACACGGCUGAAGGCUUAUCACACCCAGACUACACCUCUGGUGGACUACUACUCCCAGCGUGGCAUCCAUACAGCAAUUGAUGCUUCCCAGUCUCCAGAUGUGGUUUUUGCCAGCAUCCUGGCAGCUUUCUCAAAAGCAACAAGUAAAGACCUGGUUAUGUUCAUUUAAGGCUCUUCUCUUCCUUUCUGGCACUCCCUUCUCCUUUCCUGUCUUCUGGGGUCAGCAGGAAAGAAUGCUGUAGGAGUGGGUGCAAAACGACUGUGGAGAAAGGCUGUACCAGCAGUCCAUUAAACAAACGUGUGACUCCUCA
This is a messenger RNA of Candoia aspera, 905 nucleotides long. It is a transcript of the gene AK2, whose product is annotated as adenylate kinase 2. Gene Ontology annotation, biological process: ADP biosynthetic process. The transcript is spliced from 6 exons. Bases 32 to 763 code for a protein of 243 amino acids. Gene Ontology annotation, cellular component: cytoplasm; mitochondrion. Lineage: Eukaryota; Metazoa; Chordata; Lepidosauria; Squamata; Candoiidae. Gene Ontology annotation, molecular function: AMP kinase activity; ATP binding. The record is from RefSeq and is a predicted model, not a curated record.